AUGCGGCACAACUGCCUCAUUUCGGACUUCAAUACAAACCAAUAUGAACCUUCUCGGCGACAGGAAACGACGCAAGAUCGAUCUUGGGGGGGCGUUGAAAGUCGCCGAGCUUCUCGAAGAACCAUGAGGACGAUUUUUUUUUUUUUUUUUUUUUUUUUUUUGAGUCAAAUUUAUAGUCCAUUGGGGCAGAGCCCCAUGUCAGACGUUACAUUCUAG
Molecule: messenger RNA, 216 nt
Organism: Laccaria bicolor S238N-H82
Lineage: Eukaryota; Fungi; Basidiomycota; Agaricomycetes; Agaricales; Hydnangiaceae
Exons: 1
Coding region: 1-216 (71 amino acids)
Source: RefSeq, a predicted model, not a curated record